Molecule: messenger RNA, 1431 nt
Organism: Aspergillus luchuensis
Lineage: Eukaryota; Fungi; Ascomycota; Eurotiomycetes; Eurotiales; Aspergillaceae
Product: co-chaperone SGT1
Exons: 2
Coding region: 1-1431 (476 amino acids)
Biological process (GO): protein stabilization
Molecular function (GO): protein-folding chaperone binding
Source: RefSeq, a predicted model, not a curated record
AUGAACGCCGCCUCUCUCGGCGACACCGCUCUCCAAUCCUCCGACCCCACCACCGCAACCCUGCACUACACAACAGCCCUUCUCACGCACCCCCGAUCGCCCAGCUACUUCAUCAAGCGCUCCACCGCCUUCUCACGCCUAAAGCCGACGCCGAAUCUCCCCGCCGCGCUGCGCGAUGCCGAGUCCGCUGUUCUGCUUGCCCGCGAGCGGGGUAAACGCGAGUUGAUCGUCGAGGCGCAGCUGCGCAGAGCUAUUGUCUUGUUUCUCAUGGGGAGGUAUGUGGCUGCCGAGGGGGUGGUGGGGGUUGUGGAGCGGAUGGUGGGGUUGGAUAAGGAGGGGAAUAAUGGGGAUAAGGAUGAGGAUAAGGAGGAGAAGGUGAGGAGGGCGAUGGGGGGUGCAUCUUCUGCUGGGAAGGGUGUUGAGGCGGAGGUGAGGAUUUGGGGGGCGAAGAUUAGGGCGAAGGUUAAGGGGAAUGGGGAUGAGGAGGGGGAGAAGGUGGAGGAGGUUCCGGUGGGGGUUAAGGUGCCUGGGGAGAAGGAGUUGAGGGCGCAGUUGGAGGAGUUGAGGGGGGGUAAGAGUAAGAGUAAGAUUGGGGGUGGUGGUGGUGAUGAGAGUCAGAAGGUUGAGGAUAAGGCUGAGAAGGAGGAGGAGAAAGCCGAGGUUAAGGAAGCUCAACAGCAGCAGCAGCAGCAGCAGCAGCAGCAAGUCAAGGUCCGUCAUGAAUGGUACCAGUCCGGAGAGACGGUUGUCGUGACGUUGUACGUGAAAGGCGUGCCUAAGGAUAAAGUGGCUAUUGAGCUGAAAGAGGACUCGACAUCCCUCCAAUUCCCCCUCCCCUCCGGCGCCGAAUACGACUUCACCCUCGACCCGCUCUUCGCCCCCAUCGACCCCUCCACCUCCAAGGUCUCCGUCUUCUCCACCAAGAUCGAAAUCUCCCUACGCAAGAAAGUCCCAGGCCAGAAAUGGAGCGCCCUGGAAUCCUCCUCCACCGGACUUCCUACUGCCCAGCCAGUUACAACUACACCCAUCACCACUACCACCACCACACAAAUCAAACCACAAGCCCAGGGCCCAUCAUACCCUACCUCCUCCCGCCACGGCGCCAAAGACUGGGAUAAGCUUGCUUCAAGCCUAACCCAGAAGUCGAAGAAGAAGGACAAACCCAAGAAGAAUAAAGACGCGACUACUAAGGCAGAAGGCAAAGGGGAUGAUGAUGAUGAUGAUGAAGCAUCCGACGCCGAAUCCAUCAACUCGGACUUCGGAGGCGGCGAUGCCGUCGAUGGGUUCUUUAAGAAACUCUACGCUAAUGCGGACCCGGAUACUCGUCGCGCUAUGGUGAAGAGUUAUGUGGAGAGUCAGGGGACUUCGUUGAGUACGAAUUGGGAUGAGGUUGGUCAGGGGCCGGUUAAGGUUAGGCCGCCUAGUGAGUGA